Messenger RNA from Pogona vitticeps (central bearded dragon), 6250 nucleotides. The record is from RefSeq and is a predicted model, not a curated record. Lineage: Eukaryota; Metazoa; Chordata; Lepidosauria; Squamata; Agamidae.
GACAUUGACCUUUCCCCUCUCCGGCGACGGGAGGUCAGAGGUCACAAACAAGAUGGCGCCGGCAGCGCCGGUGAAGGCAAUUCAGUGACUGAGGAGGCGUGGAAGGGUUUUUAGGGCAAGUUCAGCCGGUCGGGCGGACGGUGUCGCACCCGGAGCUUCCCGACCGGGAAACUUCCUUAUCUUAGACGGAGACGUCCCGCCGCUGCCUCCCGCAUUUGCUCUGCCCACGGAGCACCUUCUUCACGCCGGCUGAGUCCUCGCCUUGUUGCAGAGCCAGCGACACUGUUUCUGAACAAGACGGCUGCCCCUCUCUUCUCGACCUCGGCCUGUGGAGUCUACCUCAGAACCAGCUGCCUUCAGCCUCCGGAGGUGCCCCCCUGCUUUGAUAGCUUGAGCUUCAGCCAGCCCAGAGUUGUUAUAUGCUCAUUCGCAACAGCAUUGAACCUGCUGUCAGGAGGACCUUCGAAUCCUGCUCUGAAAGCAACCCUCAAGAAAAUACCGGAUAUCUGUAGUAGUAAACGAGCUCUAUUAUAGAUGCUUUUAGUUGUUCCUGGAAGCCUUGACAGCUGGCCUAUUUCGUACUUAUGCCAGAUACUUACCUUCAGAGCAGACUGAAAAGACUGGGGAUGUUACUGCUGAUGUUAUCUCAAAUAGAAAAGAACAUUGACUUACUGACCUACCAGAGGCUCCAAUAGUGAACUUAACUCUACCUUUAGGGUUAGGGCUUUGUGGCAUGUUUGAUAUAGAUGUUCCUUCUGAAAUGGAGCCAGCAAGAUUGUUUUUAGGUUAUUCUUAGUGUGUGUGUUUUUUUCUUUUCCAAUAUAAGACUAAUAAAAGCUUUUUUUAAAAGCCCGGGCCCUUGUUCUGGAAAAACAGCUUCAGCUGAGGGACCUGCCUUUAGAAAUUGCUGUUUCUUCCAAGACUCUUUGAGGAUACACCAAUCUAUUUUUCAAUACCCAGCAGAAUGUUCAUAUUAACAAAAAAAAUCUAACACUUCAUGUUUGAAAGCCAUAGAUUAUAUUUAAUAGGACUGCAAAAACAAAACAAAAACCCACCCUCAUCUUUUAACUUAGAUGGAAGAAGCUCUCUUUUGACAUAUGAGCUUCCUGCUUCAUAAACUGCAAAUGGGUUGUAAAACAGACACCAAACAAUGCAUAGAUGUCCCAUGUAGGAUAUCAAUAUUAUUAGCUUUUAAAUAAAGGAUGACUUUAAACAUCUCCUAAAAUCUUUAUUCUUGUGGAGACUUACAUGUUUUUAAUGGAUAGCGCUGUCAAGUUGGACAACUGUAUGGUUUUUUAAGAUCACCGAAAAAUCUUUAUUCAGAAGAUUCUUGCGAAGAAAGGAAGAAGUCAAAUACAUUUGGAAAGAACCCUAAUGAGUGUGGUGGUCAAUCUUUGCUGAGGUUCACUGCUGUAAUUCAUCAUGAACAGGAAGAAAGGAGACAAGGGGUUUGAGAGCCCAAGACCAUAUAAAUUAACCCACCAGGUGGUCUGUAUCAACAACAUAAAUUUUCAAAGAAAAUCUGUUGUUGGUUAUGUGGAGCUGACAAUAUUUCCCACAGUUGCAAACUUGAAUAGGAUCAAGCUGAACAGUAAACAAUGUAGGAUAUAUAGAGUGAGAGUGAAUGAUUUGGAAGCAGCUUUUAUUUAUAAUGACCCCACACUGGAAGUUUGCCACCACGAAUCAAAACAGAGAAAUCUCAACUACUUCUCCAAUGCUUAUGCUGCUGCAGUCAGUGCUGUGGAUUCAGAUGCUGGAAAUGGAGAGUUGUGUAUUAAGGUGCCAUCAGAACUUUGGAAAUAUGUUGAUGAAUUAAAAGUCUUAAAGGUACAUAUCAACUUUUCUCUGGACCAGCCAAAGGGAGGCCUUCAUUUUGUGGUACCUAACGUGGACGGCAGUUUAGCAGAGAGAGGAGCCCAUGUCUUCUCUUGUGGAUAUCAAAAUUCUACAAGAUUUUGGUUUCCUUGUGUGGACUCCUUUUCAGAACUGUGCACAUGGAAACUGGAGUACACAGUUGAUGCUACGAUGGUGGCGGUCUCGAAUGGAGACUUAGUAGAAACAGUGUACACUCAUGAUAUGCGCAAAAAGACCUUCCAUUAUAUGUUGGCCAUUCCGACUGCAGCAUCUAACAUAUCUUUGGCUAUUGGGCCAUUUGAAAUUCUUGUUGAUCCAUACAUGCAUGAGGUGACUCAUUUCUGUUUACCCCAGCUUCUCCCAUUGCUCAAACAUACAACAUCGUAUCUCCAUGAGGUAUUUGAGUUCUAUGAGGAGAUACUUACCUGUCGCUACCCUUAUUCCUGUUUCAAGACUGUAUUUGUAGACGAGGCUUAUGUUGAAGUAGCUGCAUAUGCUUCUAUGAGCAUUUUUAGCACAAACCUUUUGCACAGCGCGAUGAUAAUAGAUGAGACCCCAUUGACUAGGAGGUGCUUGGCACAAGCUCUAGCUCAGCAGUUCUUUGGCUGUUUUAUAUCUAGAAUGUCUUGGUCAGAUGAAUGGGUGUUGAAAGGAAUCUCUGGUUAUAUUUACGGCCUUUGGAUGAAAAAAACCUUUGGUGUAAAUGAAUAUCGGCACUGGAUCAAAGAGGAGCUAGACAAAAUAGUGGCAUAUGAACUGAAGACAGGUGGCGUCUUACUGCAUCCAAUCUUUGGUGGAGGAAAAGAAAAAGACAAUCCUGCAUCAUAUCUGCAUUUUUCCAUAAAACAUCCUCACACGUUGUCAUGGGAAUACUACAAAAUGUUCCAGUGCAAAGCCCACCUAGUCAUGAGGCUGAUAGAAAACAGAAUAAGUAUGGAGUUCAUGUUACAAGUUUUCAACAAGCUACUGAGUCUGGCCAGCACGGCUUCAUCCCAGAAAUUCCAGUCUCAUAUGUGGAGUCAGAUGUUGGUUUCCACAUCUGGGUUUUUGAAGUCCAUCUCCAAUGUGUCUGGCAAAGACAUCCAGCCCUUAAUAAAGCAAUGGGUAGAUCAGAGUGGCGUGGUAAAAUUCUAUGGUAGUUUUGCAUUUAAUAGAAAACGGAACGUACUAGAAUUGGAAAUAAAACAAGACUACACAUCUCCUGGGACCCAGAAAUAUGUGGGGCCCCUCAAAGUGACGGUGCAGGAGCUCGAUGGAUCUUUCAACCACACACUUCAGAUAGAAGAAAAUAGCCUUAAACAUGACAUACCGUGUCACUCAAAGAGCAGACGAAAUAAGAAGAAAAAGAUUCCACUAAUGAAUGGAGAGGAGGUAGACAUGGAUCUUUCCGCCAUGGAUGCUGAUUCCCCCUUGCUCUGGAUAAGAAUAGAUCCGGAUAUGUCCGUGUUAAGGAAGGUAGAGUUUGAGCAGGCUGACUUCAUGUGGCAGUAUCAGCUUCGGUAUGAGAGAGAUGUGGUUGCGCAGGAGGAAUCCAUUUUGGCCCUCCAGAAGUUCCCCACUCCAGCGUCGCGGCUUGCACUGACUGAUAUCCUUGAACAGGAGCAGUGUUUCUACCGAGUGAGGAUAAUGGCAUGCUUUUGUCUUGCAAAGAUUGCAAAUUUUAUGGUGAGUACAUGGACAGGACCACCGGCCAUGAAGUCUCUCUUCACCCGAAUGUUCUGUUGUAAAAGUUGUCCAAACAUUGUGAAAACCAAUAACUUCAUGAAUUUUCAGAGCUACUUUCUGCAGAAGACCAUGCCUGUUGCAAUGGCUUUGCUAAGAGAUGUUCAUAAUUUGUGUCCGAAAGAGGUUUUGACAUUCAUUUUAGACUUAAUCAAAUACAACGACAAUAGAAAAAAUAAGUUUUCAGAUAACUAUUACCGUGCCGAAUUAAUAGAUGCGCUUGCAAAUUCUGUAACGCCUGCAGUCAGUGUGAACAAUGAAGCUCGAACCUUGGAUAAUCUAAAUCCUGAUGUGCGCCUUAUUCUUGAGGAAAUUACCAGGUUCUUAAACAUGGAGAAGCUGCUACCUAGUUACAGGCACACCAUUACGGUCAGCUGCUUGAAUGCCAUUCGGGUCCUACAGAAGAACGGGCAUGUCCCAAGUGACCCAGCUGUCUUUAAGUCCUAUGCAGAAUACGGCCACUUUGUGGAUGUCCGAAUAGCAGCAUUGGAGGCAGUUGUUGACUACACAAAAGUUGACAGAAGCUACGAGGAACUCCAGUGGCUGCUUAAUAUGGUACAGAGUGACCCUGUACCAUAUGUCAGGCAUAAAAUAUUGAGCAUGUUGACGAAGAACCCACCAUUUACCAAGAACAUGGAAUCUCCGUUGUGCAAUGAGGCACUAGUGGAUCAGCUGUGGAAGCUUAUGAAUUCAGGUACCUCUCAUGACUGGAGGCUGCGUUGUGGUGCUGUUGACCUGUACUUCACGCUGUUUGGUCUCAGCAGGCCUUCCUGCUUGCCACUGCCAGAGCUUGGAUUGGUCCUCAACCUGAAAGAGAAGAAAGCCGUGCUGAAUCCUACCAUCAUCCCUGAGGCUGGGGCGAGUGGGCCGGAACCUCCCAACAAUUCCAACAAUAUGGGUCAAAUAGUUGGCUUCCAAAGUAUGGAGGAGGAUCAUCUUGUUAAGGAAACAUCAGUAAUCCCCCUUCCUCAUCAGCAAGGUUUGAAGCGGAAGGCUGACACACCCCUAGGAUCUCCACUGGAGCCAGGCCAGAUCCUUGAGAAGGCCGAAGACAGUAAAGUCAAGCUCAAAAUAAGAUUCUCAAACUCCCAAGAAGAAGAAGAGAUUGAUAUGGACACUGUUCAUGAUAGCCAAGCUUUUAUCUACCAUCAUUUGAACAUGCUGGAAAGGCCAUCAACACCAGGUAAAGAACAGUCUUCGCUGGAGUUAAAUAUGCUGCCGAUGCCUCCGACUCCACUGCCCGGUUUCCCUAAGGAGUCCAGCUCCUCCAAGCACAGUGAGCACCAUCACCACCACCAUCAUGAGCACAAGAAGAAGAAGAAGAAACAUAAACAUAAGCACAAGCACAAGCACAAGCAUGAGAGCAAGGAAAAAGAGAAGGAACCUUUCACCUUCUCCAAUAGCCCUGCUAGUGGACGGUCCAUUCGCUCUCCCUCACUGUCCGAUUGAAGCUUCCGCAUUUUUUGGAUAGAGCAUCCAGGAGCAACAUGUGCAUUCCUCUUUCUUUACAAUAAAUGCAAACAAAUGCAGCAGGUCAGAAGCCACAUUCAGAUUGAAAUACCAGAAGUCUGUUCUGCUGUCCAAUUGCAGUGGUUGAAUUGGAAGUAGGGAGAGAAUGUGGUCUUAUGGUUCAGAACCAACUUCUGUGACAGUGUUCUCCAUAUAUAUCUGUGUCCUAAAUUCACAGUUUAAAUGACUGUUUGUCCUGCCAGAAUGAAUUAUGUUUGAAACCUUUGAUGCCUCCCAUGAAGUGUAUGCUAAACAGAAGCCAACUGCCAAACCUUUUGGAAAAACUCCAGUUCCCCAUGCAGUGUUCUGCAACACUAUGUGGACUCUCUAAAGCUGUUGUAUAAUCUCCUUUCAACACAAUUCAUUAACCAUUGCCAGUAUCCCAUGUUGUUUUAAUGCUUUGAAUUAAUGCCUUACUCAGUUGCAAGCUUUUUAUUUUAAAAUGCUGAUUUUUUUUUCCAAAGGAGCUCUAAGCAUCACUCUGUUAAGUUGAACUACAUUUGGCAAUUGUUUCUGUAACUUCUUUUUCUGCAAAAAAAAGAGAGAGAAAAGAAAAAAAAAGCUACUGUGUACCCAGUGCCCUGUAAUCAGUCUCAUAACUGUAUAAUAAAUCUUAAGUAAAAACAAACCCUCAAAAAGCUGGCAAAGGAAGCUUUUCCAUAAAAUGUCAAAUAACCUUUAAAAUACAGUCAUUGUGGAGAAAGCCAAGGCAAAAACUUUAAAACUUCUGGUUUCUCUCAAAUUUGCUUGAAAACUCUUGACAAGGUCCUUUUAAAUAUACAGUGUGUUAACUCUAAUACAAAGCUGUGAAUUGGGCUCUGUUACUACAUCAGUAAUACUGCCCAAAAAGUAUUCUAUGGAAGAUUUUUCAUAAUUAUGUGAAAUGGAACUAUUUUUAACGUUAUUGCUUCAGAUCUGUGUAGCCCUAGUGCAUUCCUGCUUGCCUUCAUCUUGCUUUCUAUCAUAUAUUGCGUUGCUUCUACAAUCUGAAGUAUUUUUCUUAAUCUUUAGGUUAAGUUUUUUUUAUUUAGUAACUGUAAAAGCUGUUCAGUUAUAUAGCUUAAUGCCAGUGGAAAGAUAUUUAUCCACAAAAAGAGACUUAAUAAGGGACCGAAGGUAACUUUUUAAAACAAAGGCUAAUGCUUUAGUAAACACUUUUAUACAA